Messenger RNA from Spodoptera frugiperda (fall armyworm), 1862 nucleotides. RefSeq names its product epoxide hydrolase 3-like. NCBI's taxonomy places the organism in Eukaryota, Metazoa, Arthropoda, Insecta, Lepidoptera, Noctuidae. Gene Ontology annotation, molecular function: hydrolase activity. The coding region runs from base 130 to 1158 and encodes 342 amino acids. The transcript has 6 exons. The record is from RefSeq and is a predicted model, not a curated record.
ACGGAUAACGAUAAACCAAAGAAGUUUAGCUUAGAGCACACACCGGCUGGCGAGACGGCAGUCAUCUGCGCGGAAGACGGCGAGACGCACGUAUUCACCGAUACAUACUUAAUAGUAACAAGAUUUAAAAUGAGUGUAUUAUUGUGGUUACAACGCGUAGUGUACUAUAAUCUAUUAACUGUAUACUACAAUGUGUUGAUGCUCAUCAGUUUCGCUGUAGUGUAUAUAAAAAAUCCGUUCUCUAGUCCUUGGGCUCAGAAGUUGAAGUUGGAACCUCCCGCACGACUGACAGACCCUAAAUAUGGGAUGCACAAAUACAUCAAAGUUAAUGGCACAGUACUGCACUAUGUGGAGAGUGGUGACCCUUCGAAGCCUCUUAUGAUAUUUGUCCAUGGCUUCCCGGAGUUCUGGUACUCCUGGAGACACCAGAUUGUGGAAUUCCAGAAGGAUUAUUGGUGCGUGGCAAUUGACAUGAGAGGUUACGGAGACUCAGAACGGCCAGAGGGCGUUUCUUCUUACCAAAUACAACAUCUAGUUGCAGACAUAAAAGAUCUGGUAAUUCAAUUAGGCAGAGAGAAAUGUAUUUUAAUUUCUCACGACUGGGGUGGUUUGAUCGCUUGCCAGUUCCGCAACCAGCAUCCAGAGAUGUUGAAUGGACUAGUCAUGUUGGCCAGUAUAUCGAGCACAGCUUGGGUGCGCGAGAUUUGGAACAACCCUGAACAAAGAAAGCAGUCUUGGUACGUGUUUUUGUAUCGUGCACCAGUGAUACCUGAAAAAGCGCUUCUCAUGAAUGAUCUAGAAAUCUAUGAGAAAGUCAUGAUGCUGCCUGGCAAAACCAAUACUGAUAAAGAAGACCUCGAGUGCUACAAAUAUUGGUUCCGUAAGCCUUUUGCCCUAACGCCUCCCAUCAACUAUUACCGAGCGAACUUCAGAUUCGACUAUCCGGAGAUUGUUGAACACAAAGAGAACGUACCAAUGCUAGUGGCUCUCGCAGCCAAAGACGAUUACCUGUGCCACAGCUUGCUUGACACCAUGAAGAAGGAGUAUACAACCAUAGAGACCACUAUUGUCGACAACACGAGCCAUUUCUUACAACAAGAAGAUCCAGAGAAAGUGAACAAACUGAUCCGAGACUUCCUUACUAAGAAUAAUAUUUAAAUUUAUUUCUAUGAUUUUAUUGUUAUAGCUUUCUAUGUUAAGUGAUUUUCGUAAUAAUAUCUAGACACACGGCAGUGUGUCCGCCAAGUUCGAGCAAAAAAACCGACACACCGGCCGUGGGUUAUAUUACACGAACCAUUUCGGGCCAAGUUCGACCCACCUAUAACUCAAAAUCUAUUUUAUCUACGCAUAUGAAAUUUCUAGUAUCUAUCGAGAUCUACUUACUUAUCUAAAAUACAAAAUUUCAUUAAUGUACCUAUUGUAGAUCUUGCGAUAUUGACGUCAGAAAAUCGCUAUUUUUACUAUACACUCACUGACUGACUCACUCACUCAUCAAAAACCUAGACCACUUCCAAUAGUCGUAUUGACUUGAAAUUUGGCAUGGAGGUAGGUCUUUAGGUCAAGGUAAAGGAAAAAAUCUGAAAAUGGCCAAGUGUGAGUCGGUUUUAAAAAUAAUGAAGGUGUAAAUUCAUACCCCUAAGGAACUAAAACAAAAAAAAUAUCUAUAUCUUCCAAUGGUCGUACCGACCUAAAAUUCGUUACGAAGGUUUGUAUUUAGUCAAAGUAAAGUAAAAUAAGAAAAAAAUAAAAUAAACCUUACAAAAAUAAAUGAAAUCCCACCCAAAACAUAAAUGUGAAAGGAUGCCAAGUUCGAUAAUAUUGGAAUGCUUCGCCUAUAAAAGAAGUGAGAUCUAAAUAAGUAC